ACAGUUAUGAAGAAUGCAAAUAGAAUGUUUCUAAUCCCCGAAGACAUUUAUAAAAAUAUAAUUGGGGGUUUCGAUGAAAAUCAAGAAUUACUUUCAAGCGGAGAUGGGACUGCUAUAGGUUUGAUAAAGGAACGUUUGCAAAAUACUAGUGCCAAUAAAGAAAUAUUAGAUCCUACAACAAGGGCAAUUCGUUAUGAACAAGAUUUUAAAAGGUAUAAUAAACUUUUAAAAGAGAAGGAGGAAAAACCUAUUGAUGUUAAAUUGAAAAAUUUUGAAGAAAUAGCGGAUGUGGUUUCAAAAAAUGUUGACCACAAACCUCAAUUAGCAGCAAUUGCUGAUCCUAUUAAAAAACCACCCCGUAAAGUUAUAAUAAAAAAGAAACUACAUAAAAAAUCAUUAGGUAAAGUUGGUAUAAGGAGACAAUAUCCUGUUCAAGAUAUUAAAGUUGAAGCUGAUGAAAGUGAGGUAAAAGAUAAAAGUGAUGAAGAGGAAGAUGAAUUUUUAUCGGCAGAUACCGAUAAUGAGCCUAGUCCAAAAGAACAAGCAUUGAAAUAUAUAAGACAACAUGCCGGUGAAUUAGGUGUUUUGCCAAAUGGAAAAUUAGCGAGAAAAAUAGGCAGCAAAGAUUCAUUCAUUACAAGUAAUAUAGAAGAUCUUAUAAAUCAUAUACUUAAAAAUAAGAAUAAGCGUAAAAGACCAAUUCCAACUGGUUACGACGAAUUUCUUCGUAGAAUAAAUAAACAUACAGUUUUACAAAAUUUGCUUUUUCCGUCGAAAACUACUAAUAAACAAGAAGGUGAAGGUGGUUGUUUCAAACAAGUAUUUUCUUAUAAACCGUCCUUAUGGCAGUAG
Messenger RNA from Meloidogyne enterolobii, 852 nucleotides. The record is from the annotation of a GenBank genome assembly. NCBI's taxonomy places the organism in Eukaryota, Metazoa, Nematoda, Chromadorea, Rhabditida, Meloidogynidae.